CACCCCCAUCCUCAGUCGCCGUCAUGGCCCGCUCUUGAUCGAUCGUUACAUCCGCCGAAAAAAAAAGCGUCUUCCACAAUGACUAUCUUCAUCGUCUCUCUCUUCCUUCCACACACCGUGAACUUCAUCCUCCCCGAAGGAACCUCCCAGAGACGCCCGUCCAGCCCUCGGAGGAGACACCACCGCCGUGAGAGCUCCGACUUCAACCGGAGAGCCCACAACACCCUCUUCCCCAAGAGGCCUACUUCCUCGUCCUCCUCGUCCUCUCCCACCUCCACCACGGCGCCAAAACACCUCCUCAAGGACCAUGCGCGCCUUUUCGCCCCAACACCAGACAAGUUCACCCCGCUGGACCUGCUGCGGAGGACCGAGGACGGUAGGCAGCAGCCGCUCACCCCCAGCGACCCCCAUGCUCCCCUCUGGGGCGCGACCGGCGUCUUCAACCAGCCCAGACCCCGCCCCAGCCAGUCCCCCUCCUCCUCCAUUCUCCAGCACAACAGCAUCGCCGGCCCGGCACCGAAACUCGUCAAACGGGCUUCCACCCCGGUCAAGGUCGAGGAACGUCCCGAAUCUUCUCCGCCGGAAAAAGCAUUCUCGGACGCCGCAUGGACCAUAGAACCCUCCGAGCAAGGCAACGGCGGCCUCUUCAACGCCAUCCGCUCCGCCAACCUCGAGGCCCCGCAGGACAAAUUGUGGGUUGGCACCCUGGGCAUGCCCACCGACGCCCUCGAAGACCACGUCAAGGACACCAUCGCCGAGAAACUGGACGUUGACUACGCCUGCCUGACCGUCUUCGCGAACGACUCCGAUUUCGAUGGCCACUAUCUUCACUUCUGCAAGACGAUCCUCUGGCCCGUGUUCCACUACCAGAUCCCCGACAACCCAAAGAGCAAAGCCUACGAGGACCAUUCUUGGGUCUACUACAAGGCCGUCAACCAGGCCUUUGCCGACAGGAUCGUGCGCAACUGGAAGCGUGGUGACAUCAUCUGGGUCCAUGACUACCACCUACUCCUCGUCCCGUCCAUGAUCCGCAAGCAAUUGCCCGAUGCCAAGAUCGGCUUCUUCCUCCAUACCGCUUUUCCUUCCUCCGAGGUGUUCAGGUGUCUUUCUGUCCGCAAGGAGCUGCUGUACGGCAUCCUCGGUGCUAACCUGGUUGGCUUCCAGACCCAGGAGUACUGUCAUCAUUUCCUUCAGACCUGUAGCAGGAUCCUGACGGUCGAAGCCACCAACGAGGGCGUCCAGCUGGAGGAUCGUUUUGUCAAUGUUGGCACGUUCCCCAUUGGAAUCGAUCCCCCUUCGCUGGACCUGAGACGCAAGGGCAGCGACGUCGAGAAUUGGAUGCGUACCAUAAGAGACCGAUACCAGGGGAAGCGUCUCGUGGUCGCGCGAGACAAGCUGGACAAUAUCCGUGGCGUCAGACAGAAGCUUCUUGCCUAUGAACUCUUCCUGAACAAGUACCCCAAAUGGAGAGACAGUCCCCUGGUUUUCCUGAACCAAGAUCUCCUUUUCCCUCAGUACCUCGCCUUGAUCUCGGUGGCGGACGUCUUCAUGGUGACAAGCCUGCGCGAGGGCAUGAAUCUGACAAGCCACGAGUACAUCCACUGCCAGGAUGGGAAGUAUACCAACAACAAGCAUGGCCCCUUGAUUCUCAGCGAAUUCACGGGGAGCGCCUCUGUCUUUGAAGGGCAUCCUUUACUCGUGAAUCCGUGGAACUACCAGCAAUGCGCCGAUGCGCUCAACACUGCUCUGGAGAUGCCCCCUGAAGAACGAGAGCAGCAGUGGACUAGGCUUAACGACCAGGUCAAUGCCCAUACCACGGACAAAUGGGUCAAAAACUACAUCGAAGCCCUGGAUAGAGCGUUUAGCGAACAGGCCUGUCGUGAUAACGUGUCGAUCCCACGACUGUCCGUCAAUAACCUAAUGAAGUUAUACAGAGCAUCGUCCCGUCGGCUGUUCAUCGUCGACUACGAAGGAACUCUCGCUUCGUGGGGUUCGCCUACCAGCAUCGUUCUGACAACCCCGAAACGAGCCAUCGACACGCUUAAUGACCUGCUGGAGGAUCCCAAGAAUACAGUCUAUGUGAUGAGCUCCAGGAUGCCGGAAGAGAUGGAGCGGCUGUUCCGCCAGGUCCCCGGCCUGGGCCUAAUAGCCGAAAACGGAUGCUUCGUUCGAGAAGCACACCGAGAGGAGUGGAUCAAACUCAUCGACGAUGAAGAGACCCGGGAAUGGAAGGACAGCUUGGCCGAUAUGAUCAACUACUUCCACGUACGCACUGAGGGUAGCUGGGUCGAAGAGCGUCACUCUUCUCUCGUUUUCCACUACGAUAACGCCGAGGAUCCUCAGACGGCGGGACGGCAUGCGUCGGAUUGCGCGAACCACAUCAACGACACGUGCCAGCAGCACCGAAUUCGCGCUGUCGCCGUCGAUGGCGCGGUGAUAACCGAGCCGAUCAGUCCCAACAAAGCCACGGCGGCGGAUCUUGUGCUGAGGCACAUCCUGGCCCGGGCCGAGAAGGACAAGGACAGUGCCGCCAAGCCGGAUUUCCUGUUCGUGGCGGGCGACGGCCGCGAAGAUGAGGUAGUCUUCCGCUGGGCCAAUAAACUAGAAGAGAAGAAGUUGAUUGAGAACAUCGAGACUGUCACCCUUGGUUCGGCAAAUACGGAGGCAAAGGCUACUUUGGCGCAAGGGGUCACGGGAGUCCUGUCCUGCCUUGGAAAGCUCGCUGCGAUUUCGCAUGAUGUUGAACCAAACGAAUACCUGGCUGAACGGGAGAUCCCUUAUAAAAUCUAACCCGCCAUGCAUGACGACACAAUAUCCCUAUCUCGGAUAAAAGGAAGUUUUUUCUAUUUAUACAUAUGUAUUUUUCAUUUUUUUUUUUUUUUUUUCGGCGCAUUCCUUUUUUUUUUUUUAAGAAAAAGUGUACUGUAAGAAAUGCCAUCUUGGCGAGCGACUUCUGGAUUCUUGACUGGCAUGACCACUCCCAUCUUGCAUCGUUUUACCUUUUUUCUUCUCCUUUUUAUUCUCUCCCCCGGCGUGGGGGUCGGACUUUUGUGUCUGCACAGAGCAGAGCGUAGGGAAGGUUGGACGGGAUGUAUCAGGUAGCUUUUGGACUUGUACAUAACUACUAGAAUGGAACGGCUAAAUAAUAACA
Coccidioides posadasii C735 delta SOWgp is the source of this 3151-nucleotide messenger RNA. The record is from RefSeq and is a predicted model, not a curated record. NCBI's taxonomy places the organism in Eukaryota, Fungi, Ascomycota, Eurotiomycetes, Onygenales, Onygenaceae.